Marchantia polymorpha subsp. ruderalis is the source of this 987-nucleotide messenger RNA. Lineage: Eukaryota; Viridiplantae; Streptophyta; Marchantiopsida; Marchantiales; Marchantiaceae. The record is from the annotation of a GenBank genome assembly.
GGAGAUUAUAUUCUCUGCCAGGUUGGGACAAGAUGGUGAUCGUCGGUCAGACUCCUGCAAUUCUGCACUGAGUUGAAGACAUCUCUUCAACUCAGUCUUCAAGAGAUGUCUGCAGUACUAGAGCACUUCAUCUAGACUCAGGAAUCGUUGAGCAAUCAGUAUAUGGCUGGAACUCGUUAACCAAGCAAAGUUCACAACAACUUCAAAUCAAUCAUGACAAAUGAUCAACUUGGACGAGAUCUUGCAUUUACGGUUGUUGCGCUUAUGGUCUUAUUUAUAGUGUGGUCGAAGUGGUUGGGGCCAAAAUUUGAUGCCCUUUGCCAUAGAGAUUCUCAACCUCGAUCUGGGUGUUCCAUGGGAUUUCUUCUUCGCAGAAUCGAACGCGGAGUAUGCUGCUCUGAUGAUAUUGAGUCAAACGCGGAAGAAAUCGUGUCAGACUCGGUGGAAAUCGUGCCAAACUCGGAUGAAUCACAGGUCCUCCACGAAACUUCACAUCAACCUGCAGACCUUCCAAGCGACAGAAGCGGACGAGAUAUCGAGACAGCACUGAAUGUUAGUCCUUCAGGCGAAGAAGCAAACAUGGAGAGUAGUGAUCAUUUGGAGGAGAGGAAGAGACUGACAGUGUUGAAUUCUAGAAAAAGCAUUGGUGCUAGUCACACAACACCUAGAAUUUUCCACAGGUCCGUGUCAGCAACCGAGUUACACACGUCUCGUCUGUUACAGAAUACAGACCAUUUUAUUUAUGAGACGUCUGUGACUCCGUUUUAUCAUUCAUGAGGUACACGAGAAACUUGAGAGUUGUGCAGACUUGGAUAUUGAAUCCAAAAGAUCACUGGAGCAAGUAACGCUUGUUUCUUGCUCAAGUAAAUAUAUUAGCAAUAUAUUCUAAAUUUUAAUUGUUGAUAAUAUGUGCUUAGAUUAGUUUUUAUAUUCGAGAUUGUGAAUUUUCACUAUUAUCAGUUUAAUAUAUGUGUGAAUUUUAAACUA